AUGACUAGAGUUGCAAUGUACCAUGAUGAGAUCUGUGUCUAUGAUGAUAGCGAGAAGGCCACUUUUGUGCUCCUUGGGGAUGCUGGUCCUGAGCUAACAGGUAGUCAAGCAGCGGAGCUUAUUGACAACUACUUCGAGGCUAAUGGGGACAUGGGUGCUAACCAUGAGAUGUCAUCUCCAAAAUGUUUGGUGGGUACAAUUGGCCAAACACACAAAUUCAGGGUCAAAGUCUCCAGCUACAACUUUACAGUUCCGUCACAUACCAUAACUGUGACAGAGGUUGUCUGUCCUGCACUUCUGCCACCAUUUGGAGUAGUAGCAGAAAUCCAACCUUACGCAAUUGAUGAAACAGCACAUGCUCCAGGAGUAAUUCAAUUCUGA
Molecule: messenger RNA, 381 nt
Organism: Eruca vesicaria subsp. sativa (arugula)
Lineage: Eukaryota; Viridiplantae; Streptophyta; Magnoliopsida; Brassicales; Brassicaceae
Source: the annotation of a GenBank genome assembly